Molecule: messenger RNA, 6105 nt
Organism: Notothenia coriiceps (black rockcod)
Lineage: Eukaryota; Metazoa; Chordata; Actinopteri; Perciformes; Nototheniidae
Exons: 5
Coding region: 895-2094 (399 amino acids)
Biological process (GO): cell-cell junction assembly; cell morphogenesis; adherens junction organization
Cellular component (GO): catenin complex; adherens junction
Molecular function (GO): beta-catenin binding; cadherin binding; calcium ion binding
Source: RefSeq, a predicted model, not a curated record
GUGCAGGUGUUGCGGGCGAUUGAUAGAGAUGAGGGGGGGAAUGACAGCACUGUGUAUUUCAGCAUCCCUCCAGAGUCCAGCGCUGCCCUCAACUUCAGCGUCAGGGACAGCGGAGGCCCCACAGCCAGCCUGGUGCUGCUGUCCCAGCUCCAGCCUCUGUCCCGCUCCGCCUCCUCCACCCUAACGUUUCACGUGCCGCUGGUCCUGAGGGACGGCACGUCGGGCCUCACCAGCAGCGGGACGGUCACCGUGUCCGUCUGUCCCUGCCUGAGAGGAGGGGCGCGGGCCGGGGACAAAGACAAGGACAAACAGAGCGAGGGCGAGGGCGAGUGGGACUGGGAGAGAGAGGCGGUGUGUCUCCCUCAGCAGUCCUCCCUCCCCUCCCCCGGCCUCAGCACCGCCGCCCUGCUGGCUAUCCUCGCCUGUGUCGCCACGCUACUGGCGGUGAGUGGCCUGUCGCUGUCUCUGCGCCGGCAGAAACGUGACUCCCUGUCGCCGCUGGAGGAGGACGACGUACGUGAGAACAUCAUCACGUAUGACGACGAGGGGGGGGGCGAGGCCGACACGGCCGCUUUCGACAUCGCCGCACUUCAGAGCGCCCCGCACAGCUCGCGCUCUCGUGGCUAUCGCACACUGGACAGCAGGAAUGUACGUUAUUCCCAUCAUAACCAAGAAAAAGCUCGCACCUAUAGCUGGGCUCAGAAUCCGGGCAUUGAACACAACUACUCAGGACCCGGAGGACCUCUCUAUGGCCGCCUGUGUUACAGCAGCCACACGUUACCCGUUCUCCGCCGCACACCAGGUGGAACAUUUGAACCGGCCCUUGCCGAGCUGGGAUACCGCUACCCUGGGGGCCAGCCAGACCACUCUCUGGUCAUCCAAAACCAGGGGGCUAUGGUGGGGGCCAUGGAGUCCGGGGCGGUGUACAUCACUCCAACAGAACUCAGCACGGGCAGCCGAACAGGGAGUCGAACGGGAAGCCGUGAUGGAACUGGACCCCAAAGCGGGGUUAGCACUUCGGAUGGAGGGACACCGAGGACCAAUGACAGUCGUGAGAGAGGUGGAGGGACUGGAACUGCGAGCAACUGCACCGAGGGGAGCAGUGAGGACAAAGUGAACGGCAGUCAAGAUGUGGACUGGGUGCAGUCGGAGACAUUACCCAGGGAGCAUCACCUCGUCAUGACCAGAUCUGGCUCCAUGGUGGGCCAGGGUCACGCUGCAGGAGGCUGGGUCUGCGACUCGUCUACCCUCCCCCUCUCAGGACGCAGGGCCUCCCGAGGGGUCUUGUCCCCGAAACGCAUGGGUUCCGGUCAUGCUGAAUAUGACUCCAGCGGAGGAGGGGGAAAUGGAAAUGGGCGAACAAACCCAGAUGGACAGCAUCCUGCGAGUGCGCGGAACUACGCCACUGUCCUCCAGGGGGAGGUGAACGGACACAGGGACUAUCCCGGCAGCUUGGGGAGAGGAGGACUAGAAAUGGGGAGCAACUUUGUGGUGGCCAGGCAGGACAGGGAUGGCGGAGGGAUAUCAUCCGUUUACCCAGAAGCUGCUGGGAUGAUCGGGGACUGGCGUGAUCGGAUGGGUUUAGGGGGGUAUGUUUUAGGAAGAAGGGAUAUAACCCCCCAGAUUUUCCCCUUCCAUGGGCAGCCUCGGGGAGCAUACGGAGGGGUGAUGGGCUUCGGGUCCGGCUGGGUUCCGGGAAUGGAUUCUGCCCGAGGAGCUCCAGGGCCGGGGGGUCCCUCCCUAGCACUGAGGGUGGGCGAGUUCCUACGCCUGCGUCUCGCCCAGGUCACUUUUGACCCGUCGCAGCCACCGUACGACUCUGUGCAGGUGUACGGCCUGGAGGGCACAGGGUCCCGGGCCGGGUCCCUCAGCUCCCUGGAGAGCGAAGGAGAGAAGGAUGCGGAGAAGGAAGAGUGGGGGGCUGGGCUGGAGGAGUGGGGACCCCAGUUCCAUAAAUUAGCUCAACUCUUUACAGACAGGGAGAAAGAAAAAGAGGAAACAGAUGAAGUCGGUGCCAAAACGGAGAAGGAAAAGAGAGAUGAGCCGGAGAAGAAAGAGGAAGGGGAGAAGGCUGGAGAAAAGGGAAAAGACUGAGGAAACGAUAGAAACGAAACAAAUAAGGGGCAAAGGGGGUAAGAGAGAGAGGGAGGGGAUGGGGGGAUGAUGAAAAGGCAACCAGAGCUAGAAUAAUGUGAAGAGAAGUUAAAGGAGAGAAAGAUGAAGAGGCAAAGUAAUCAAAAGAGACAGAGAGAAAUGAGCCUAGGAAGGGAGGAGAGUGCGAGGGCAGGGGAGGGAGUGAUUGAUGUAAUUUAAAGCAAUAAGUGUUGAAACGCUGAUAUGGUUGAGCACAGAUACUGAGACAAUGCAGAGACUGCUUCGGCUCGGGGCAGCAACAAUUUGUUAAAUGCUUUGGACAAAGAAAAACAACCCAAACAUCCAACACUCGAUUUAAUUCAACUCUCACGUAUACGGAAUGAUGAAGCAGCAGGAAACAAGAAGUGUUGUUGUCGUGCAGGUCCGCGCUUUGUGUGUUUGUGUGUGGGAAAGUCUGUGAGAGGAUAUGGGUGUGUUUGCAAAUUGUGCAAAAUCGCACUUCUAUGGGUGCAUAUUUAAAAAAGAAGGAGGAAUCAUGAUACCCAGGGACGAUUUCAAGAUGGGACUGAUGACUGAUGACACGCGAGCUGCAACAUUAGUUUUCGGGACAAUGUGCAAGAGUGAACAAAUACAAAGCGAGUUGAUAAACUAGGAUAACACACCGAAUGAAAUAUGUAUUUGAAUAUAAAGUCUACGGAUGUAUUGAGAGAGAAAUUAUGGGGGGAAAGUGAGAAGAUUGUACAGAAACUGUUACUUUAUAUUUCCAUCUGCAGUGGCAGAAAAGUGAAUUAUUCAGCUCACUACUUCAUUCCAAAUGAAAAUGAUAAAUCAUUUAAAUCCUGCAAAAGAUUCCCCCUCCUCUCAGCCCACAAGGAACACAGACAUUGUGAAAGAUUUAAAUGCGUUAGGGAUGUGAUCCCCACAACCCCUACCCCUGUCAUCCCUGCAGCUUUUUGUAGUCGAGUGUUGGUAUGUUUACAAAGAUGCACACACAAACACACAGGACACAAAAAAAAUGAUGAUAAGGCUUUGAUUGUACUACAGUAAAUUAUAAAAGAAAAAAAACACAUCCACUAGAAUUCCAUCUACUUUACAAAGUAAUGAACACCCUAUUAUUCAUCUCUUAAAUGUUUUUAUGGAAGAAAGUCUCUUAUUUGUUAUCACCCACUCUAGUCUCACUCUACAAGUCUUUAGGACAGUAUGCAUGAAAACCUAAAGAGGCAAUCAAAUCCAUUCUGAACACUUCCCCAAUGAAAAAUAUUCAUAUUAUAACACUGCAGAGACUCUCGUGAAAAUAGGCUUUUCGUUCUUGUUUAAAGGUCAGGAUGCAAAUGAGCUGGAGUUUUCAGCUGGAAUGCACUUUUAUACCAUGUGAUGUUUAAUAAUAGAUUAAUCAUGUCAAAGAUUACAUUUGUUUUAUAAGAUGUCAAUUAAACAAAAAAAAAGAACUGUAUGUAAAAACAUUUCAAAUGUAAAUACCACUGAAUAUUAUUCCUAAAAGAGAGUAUAUAAAAUAAGUGAAAAAAUCCAAAUGGAGUACUGUUGGGACUAUCUGUAUGUACUGUAGAUUAGAAAUGGAUUUACUCAAAUGGAUUUAACAGCCUCCUGGACUGAAAACAACACCAUGUAUUCUCCACCUGUGUAAUAAAUGAGCAGGGUUGUUUUGUGGUAGCGCUCAUCUGAGAUGGACAAGCCAGGCAUUCAAUAAUACAUUUGGCCUCCAGCAGAGAUUUGUUGUGCAAAAUAUUGGUAACAGGAAGCUUCUGCUAUCGAGGAUCCCAGUGGGAGGAAAAACUUCAUGUGGCGAGGAGAAAUACCCCUAAUGGGCAUACAACAGAAAUUCAGUAUAUUUUCCCCAAAAUCUGAAUUAUUAUUCAGCCAAAGUGAUACAAUAAAAUAGAAUUUCUAAUAUGCUCCGUCAGUGUUGCACUGCCUGAGAGACACAAAUUAAAGAUUUAAAGAUGGUUACUUAACUUAAUAUAAGUAACCAUCUUAAUAUAAUAAACUGUACCUUUUGAGAGUAGGAUUUUUAAUAAUGUCUAUCAAAUGUAAUCUUUCCUGCAUUUCAGGCAAUGCAACUCAAGAACCAGCAUUCUGCUUUGAUCAAGUCAAGUCUAAUUUUGUAAAAUAAUGACCUUAGACUCAGAUUUGUUUCAUUUGUAGGAGUCCUAGGGAAUUUCGUCCUCACACCCUAACCAGAAUGUGGAAGCUUUUGGUGUGCCAUUACCGAAAUGUUACCAUUUGGUUCACUGUAAAGCCACCCACAUGCCACCAGUUUGGUCUGCCCAUAAUCUUGUCGUCUUCUGUCAACAUUUAGUUAAUCAAUCAGGAAGUCAGGCUUUACUUGGGCUUAAUCAAAACCCAAACACAACUCUAUACCCUUUAGCUGAGCCACAUACUUGUCCAUACAGUUCCACGGUUGCAAAUGGAUGUAACCAGGACCAUUGUAAAAAAUAACGCACAAUGACAGUAGAAGAGUGGGGGGUGCAGAACCUUGGGGUGUUCUUGGUUAUUAAAUAAUAGAGCUUAACUAGAUACCUGAAAGCUACUUUUAUGUUUCAUCAGCUUUGUAAAAACAAUCCAAAUCGAAAUUCACUUACAUCAGCAUACUCAGUGCCAACAUUAGGAAAAUUCCGGUUUAUUACAACUUGGGUCUUCCUUUAAUAUAUUUUUCCAAUAUUUAGAGCUUGGCACUGGAAUUCCAGGCCAGUCAAAGGUAUUCUGAAGAUAACAUGGAGCAAUCAAGUUAUUACAAAAAAAUUCUGUUAACAAAAGAUAUCAACGUUUCCUGACCUAUGUCCGGGUUUAAAUCUGAUCCACUGAACUUGCCUUAGUUCUGCCUGCACACGGCGUUCCUAUAAUAAGAUAAGAGAUGAGAACCAUUGGGACCAUUUUUUCCUAGACAUUUGAGAGAAUAAAAAGAGAGAAAUUAUAACAAUCAUUUUGAACCCAUUUACACCAGGUCAUUUCAUGUGUCUUGCUCAAAGACCUGUAUAUCUGGAUUCUAAAAUACUGACUUGUCAAGUUGUAAUACACCAGAAUUAUGAUGUAACCAUUAUUGUAUUGGGGAGAACUGUCAAAGGAUAUCCAAUAGAGGGAUAACAUUGAUGUCUCUUAUGAUGAUUUCACUUGUACACCUAAAAUGACUGCCAAAGAACUUGGGAAUAAUUUGUUAUGAGAAUGAGUAUAGUGGGUAAGCCCACUAAUGUGUUGCUUUGUAGAUGCAUCAUUUUGACAAUGUUUUCCUUAGCUUUUAUGUGGAAUGUGCCAACUUUCUGAGUAGCUGUUUCUCACGACACAAUUAAGCUAUCCUAAGUUUUACAAAUGUUUUUGCCAAUUCACGGGCCGCCAAUAGCAAAAGAAGUUAGCAUUGUUUAUCAUAAAUGGCCUUUUUGGCCUUCCAAUCAUAUGGUGUCUUUGAUUUGUUCCAAGUGUUUCAUCUCUGGUGAUUUGUCAAAAUCAAAGUGAUGAUUCUCCUGAUUUGGCUUAUUUCUGAGUUCUGAAGUGCUGUGUUGACUAAACCACUUGACGCAGCUGAUUAUACCACCUUGUGAGCCCAGCAAAUGUGUUCAAUCAAAAGCUUGAUUAGUUGAAUCAGUUGUUUUAAACACAAAAAAAGCCUGCAGUCUUUGCAGCACUCCAAAACUCUUUUUUGUUUACUCUUUCAACUAGCUUCAACCCACACUGGCUGACGAAAUUGGUCUUGUCAGGCCAUUUGUCAAGCACUCUGUCCAAAACAAAAACCUUCUUGAUACUGAGAAUACUGAUGUCACUAGCAGAAAAGAAAGAUGCGAGUAGAUAUCUUAGCUUUUAGAAGUUGAAAUAUAGUUUAAGGGUGCAGGUUAAGGACUAAAAUAAUUAUAUUAACCCCAAACAAGUAGACCCUAUUGGUUCUGUGCCCCCCGGGUGACUUCAUUGGUCCUGCACGAUGUUGAUACAAUUCCACAAUUGCGUGGUGAACAAAGUGUAUUUAUUUAUGUUGUAAUUUUUCUUUUUGUAAAUUUGAAUAAA